AUGCUGCAGAAUCGGCCUUUUCGAGCCAUGGUGAUCCCGUGGGUCUUGGACCAGACCAUCGUGGCAAUGCUCUCCUCCUUGCUGCCCUUCUACGUGCAGUACGUCAUCUCGCCGGAGGAGAUUUGCGAAGAUAGCGAUCCGCCGAUCCCCAUCACGAGCAUGCGCUGCAGCUCCCGGAUGCUGCUUGGCAUUGGGUUGGUUUGCAUGCUGCUGGCCGCUAUCGGAUCUAUGCCCCUAUGGCAGAAGGCAGCCAUGGGCUUUGGUGACUACAGGACAUGGCUCGCCUUCAACUUUCUCAAUGCGAUCACCACCAUCCUGUUCAUUUUGGGGCGCUCGAGCACUGUGGCCAUUGUCCUCACGAUCCUCUUUGCCAUCCUGAACGGGGCGCCCAUAGGAGCUAGCUUCCUGACGGACAACAUCCUGGGCUUGGUCAUCGACUACGAUGAGCUGCGCACCGGGACUCGCAGCGAGGCCACCUUCACGAUGUUCGCCAGCUUCAUCCCUAAGGUGGUGAGCGUCCCGGCGUCCGCCUUCCCGUUGACGCUGCUGGCCUUGAUGGGCUUCCGGGACCCCGUGCAGGGCGAGCUGCAGACGCAGACGGACGCUGUGCAGUGGGGUAUCCGGAUCAUGUUCUCGGUGGUGCCUACGAUCCUGGCGUUGACCAGCUUUACGCUCAAAAGCUUGCAUUUUCCCUUCAAGGACUUGGCCAAGGCGGAUGCGGAGAUCAAAGCGGGCUUGGCCUUGCGAAAGCUUGGAGAGCCGUACCGCGACCCCUUGGAUGCGAGUUACAGGCAUCCGGACCACGCGUCCGAGACGCCCAGAAGGGUGGGCACCCUCUUGGAUCACUUCCCAGGGGUCGAGGUGCUCGAGCGGCUCCGCGCCGAGGGCGCCGCUUUCUUGAAGUGGCGCUGCCUGCGGCAGCUGGCAGGGCUACUGAGCUUGGCGUUUGCUUGUGGCCUAUGCACUGGCCUCACUAUGGUCUUGGGCUAUCUGAAUAACAACAAGCUCAGUUGGCUUCCGUCCAUCUUGGUGCUGCUGACGGGCUUAGGUAUCCUCUUCAGCCUCGUGGCCGGCCUGCGCUUGCGGGCGGCGCUCGCACUGGAAAAGCUGCUUCUAGAGCUGGGCGUGGAGGUGGUCGAGGCGACCAGCACCCGGCGGCGUGCCUUGCAGCAGGGCGACCUGUCGCCCCACGUGGUGGAGCGGAUCGCCGUCUGGACGGCGGAAGCGUGGCACAGUUGCAGUGCAGCCAUCGAAAGCACUUCCAAAGCACUUCGUGGCGCACCGAGGCAAAGCUUUGCCGCCCAUCAGCGCUCCGUGAUGUCGGUGGUGUCAGCACCUUCAGUGCCAGGCGCUAUGAAGCAGCAGGCGGAGCAGGGUCAAGUUCCGCGGCCUGGCGAGGGGCCUCCACCCGAGCUGCGGGCGCUCUACUUCUCAGAGGUCUUUGCACUGGGCGAGGCCGAGGAUGGCAGGUGGGCGCAUGUGCACUACCGCGGGCCGGAGGCCUAUGAGGUAACGGCCAUGGCUGCAGUCACUGGUGCCUUGGUCAUCCUUGAGGAGCCCAUGGCAUUGAGGCGCGCUGGCCUGGUGACACCAGCCUUUGCCUUUCAUGGCACGAACUUCGUGAGCCCAAACGCAGCCGACGAGGAUUUCCUGGUCAUCGAUGCCACGCCGCAGGUCUACGGCCAGGCGUCGCACGACCCCGCCGCCGAGCUCCAGCGGCAGAUGGCCUCGGCGGCGGCGCAGAGCGCGGCGGAGCAGGGCGCACGGGUGGCCGGAGAGAAGGCGAAGCAUGGCUUCUAUGAAGUCAAGGCGUAUAUCGUGGAGAACCCCUCGAGCGUGAAGACCCUGUGCUUCCUCAUUGGGCUGAUCUUGAUGAUCUUUAGCAUCUUGGGCGUGAUCAACCCCUUCGGAGCCUUCAGCCGACCGGGGGAGUACUUGGCCAAUAUCUACAACGUCUUCUUCGGGGUCAUCAUUUGCAUCUGCGAUGGGAAAGAAGACUGGAUGAGGGCCUGCGGUGACGUUCAAACAAAGCUCUUCCAACGUGCCUUCUUCUUAGCAACGCCCACUGGGAAAGCGUUCUUCUACUUCUAUGUCGGCUCAAUGACCAUUUUGAUGCUUCCGGAAGGCAUUUGGUCGGUCAUCUACAUCAUCUUGGGCUCAUGCCUGAGUCUUUUGGCGCUUGUCAUGCUGUUCUUCCAAUAUUGCGGUGGCUAUUGCGGCAGCGGCUAUGGUCAAAUGGCAGCCGGGGGGUCAUCUGGACAGCUCUGA
This is a messenger RNA of Durusdinium trenchii, 2268 nucleotides long. The record is from the annotation of a GenBank genome assembly. NCBI's taxonomy places the organism in Eukaryota, Dinophyceae, Suessiales, Symbiodiniaceae.